This is a messenger RNA of Lates calcarifer (barramundi perch), 1297 nucleotides long. RefSeq names its product ATP-binding cassette subfamily C member 4. NCBI's taxonomy places the organism in Eukaryota, Metazoa, Chordata, Actinopteri, Centropomidae. Gene Ontology annotation, cellular component: plasma membrane. The record is from RefSeq and is a predicted model, not a curated record. Gene Ontology annotation, molecular function: ATPase-coupled transmembrane transporter activity; ATP binding; ATP hydrolysis activity. Gene Ontology annotation, biological process: transmembrane transport.
UGAAGCACCCUGGGAAACCCAGAAGCGUCCUCCCUCUGAUUGGCCGAGCCGUGGAAUGGUGACCUUCAACGGUGUAAACUUCUCCUACAGCAGAGAUGCACCACUGGUCCUCAGAGACAUCAACGCCACCUUCCAACCCAAUGAGAAGGUUGGUAUUGUGGGGAGAACAGGUGCUGGGAAAAGCUCCCUGGUCUCAGCUCUGUUCCGCCUGGCAGAGCCUCAGGGAAAGAUCUACAUCGAUGGUGUUCUGACCUCAGAGAUCGGCCUCCAUGACCUGCGCCAGAAGAUGUCCAUCAUCCCUCAGGACCCUGUUCUGUUCACUGAUACUGUGAGGAAAAACCUGGACCCUUUCAACCAGCACACUGAUGACAACUUGUGGAAGGCUCUGGAGGAGGUGCAGCUGAAGUCUGUGGUGGAGGAGCUGCCUGGUAAGUUGGAGACAGUUCUGGCUGAGUCAGGCUCUAACUUCAGCGUGGGUCAGAGACAGUUGGUGUGUCUGGCCAGAGCCAUCCUGAGGAAGAACCGCAUCCUCAUCAUCGACGAGGCCACGGCCAACGUGGACCCCAGGACAGAUGAGCUGAUCCAGAAAACCAUACGAGACAAGUUCAGAGAAUGUACCGUCCUCACCAUCGCUCAUCGUCUCAACACCAUCAUAGACAGUGACCGCAUACUGGUUCUGGACAGUGGUGCCAUCCAGGAGUUAGACCGUCCCAUCACCCUGCUGCAAAACAAAGAGGGGGCUUUCUACAACAUGGUGCAACAAAUGGGCCCGGCCGAGGCAGCGGCCCUGCUGGAGUCAGCCACACAUGUUCACAGUCCUGACAAAAAAGCACAUUUUUGAACAACUUGUCUGCUGUGUAACACACUCCAGGUCCAGAUGUGAGUAGUAUCUGAGAACAGCUGAGCGACCUGAACUUUUGUCUUAAAACUUGCUUCAUGUGCUUCACAUAGCGCAGUGCUGUUUCAUUCAAAGUUUAUUCAAGGGAGCAUCGUUGAUACACAUCAUGCUACAGCAGCAAUGUUUAUGGGGGAGUAUUUGGGGGAGUAUUUUACACUUAGUGGAGCAUUUUUGCCUGUGACAGUGUUUUCUCCAUGGAAUUGUGUUAUUGGCCAUGUAUCCAACCCCCAACCUGGAGAAGUGGACUGCAGCUCGGGUGUCCCACUUGAAGACUGAGCUUCUGCUGGAAUACUGAUGCAUGAGGCUAAUUAUUCUAUGCUGUAUUACGCUGUAUGAUGUGUCAAAUUAAAGAUAAAACCCAAUAAAUCACUCAAAGCCCAGCCUUCAUUUCACACAGUA